This is a messenger RNA of Polyodon spathula (Mississippi paddlefish), 1296 nucleotides long. It is a transcript of the gene tfpt, whose product is annotated as TCF3 (E2A) fusion partner. Lineage: Eukaryota; Metazoa; Chordata; Actinopteri; Acipenseriformes; Polyodontidae. The record is from RefSeq and is a predicted model, not a curated record. Gene Ontology annotation, molecular function: DNA binding. Gene Ontology annotation, cellular component: Ino80 complex. Gene Ontology annotation, biological process: apoptotic signaling pathway; positive regulation of apoptotic process; apoptotic process. Bases 326 to 922 code for a protein of 198 amino acids. The transcript has 6 exons.
AGGAAGCCCGGCAGGAGGCGAGCAAGCCCGGUCCCGCGUCCGCCAUCCCGGCUCCAGACUCAACGCGGCGCAAUGGAGCGCUUCCUCCGGGGUGGAGCCCAAAUGGCGCCGGUUGCCGGUUGACUGUGCCGCUGCUUUCACACGCCGAGGACGCCAGCCUAACGCUUCGUAAUAACAUUUAAACGAGAUUUGAAUAGAUAUUGGAGCGUACCGAGUGAAGUUACACCGGCGAUAGUUUCAUAAACGUGUACCCAGGACUGGGUUUAAAAAGGCAGAUAGGGAGCGGUUUUCCGGGCGGAUUCGCCUCAGUAGAGCGGCAGGGACCAUGAUGGAAGACUUCUCUGACCUAGCCCUGCCCCCUUUGUUUGGCGGUCACAUCCUGGAGGCGGAGCUGGAGACGGAGGGGGUGGAGUUUGUGGAUGGGGGCGGAGUCUCAGAGAGCCAGGUGGAGGAGGAGACCCAGGAGAGAGAGAGGAGGGAGAGCGAGAGAGAGAGAGACAGGAGGAAAUACUGCAACCUGAACAGGAGGUGUAGAGAGAUCGAACAGGUGAGAGAGAGAGAGAGAUCAGUGCAGAAGCUGAGCAGGCAGCUGAAGAAAGAGAGGCGGUUCUUGAUGAAAACUCUGAAUUCCUAUGGAGAUGAUUACAGGAGCGCCCAGCUGACCUUCCUAUUGGAGGAGGAGCUGAGUGGCACUGCUGACCCCGCCCACAGAGAUGAGGGGGAGGGACUUGAAGAAGCACCUGGCUCCUCCCCCUCCACUCUCCUCCAAUCAGCAUCCAGCAGCAAGAGGAAACGGCAGCGUGCAGCCAAGGAGAAAGAGGCGCAGCUGGAAGGAGAGAUGUCAUCUCACUCUGAAACUCAUGUCUCUGGGUACUGCAGUGGCAGCAGCCCGGCCCAGAGGACCCCUUCAGACUUCCCGUAGCCCAGACCGGACUCUUUCUCUCCCUCUCCAGCUGGAAAGAGACAUCUCUUCUCACUUUGCAGUGGCAGCAGCCCGGCUCAGAGGACCCCUUCAGACUUCCCGUAGCCCAGACCGGACUCUUUCUCUCCCUCUCCAGCUGGAAAGAGACAUCUCUUCUCACUUUGCAGUGGCAGCAGCCCGGCUCAGAGGACCCCUUCAGACUUCCCCCUAGCCCGGACCGGCCUCUUUCUCUCCCUCUCCAGCUGGAAAGAGACAUCUCUUCUCACUUUGCAGUGGCAGCAGCCCGGCUCAGAGGACCCCUUCAGACUUCCCCCUAGCCCGGACCGGCCUCGACUGCUAUGGCCAAAAGUUUCGCAUUACCUAGCAUUUUAGGA